AUGAGAAGGCCGGGUAUCUGGGACGACAUGGGAGGCAGAGGCGGCAGGGCAGAGCAGGUGCGGUGCGCGAGACCAGUGGAUUCGCGGGUGUGGCUUGUGCACGAAGCGGGGUUGAUAGUACCGAGUACGAGGUGGAGGGUGGGGACGUGGAGAUCGAUGUGCCACGUGGCAGAAAGGCGAGGUUUCGUUGAUGGAGACGAGCGGAACGGGAGAAGAGGAAAGGAGGGGAAGGGGAAAAAAAGAGAGAAGGGGAAGGGGAAAAGGUUAGCGGAGGGGAAGGGGAAGAGUGGAAAUGAGGGAAAGGGGAAAAGAGGAGGCGAGGGGAAGGGGAGAAGAGGAGAUGGGGAGAAAGGGAACGAAGCAGAUGAAAGGAAGGGGGGUGAGGAGGGGCAGGAGCAGGCAGGUGGUGCGGAGGAUGGGAGGAAGGGGAGUGAAGGAGUAGUGGGUGCGGAAGCCGAGGGCGCUGAUGGGACGAGGCUGCACAGCCGGCGGAGGAGGGGGAGGCCACGGGCAGUGGUCUCUGAGCGUGGUGCUGCUGUCCCGUCUGCCGGUGGUGGCAAUGAAGCGGACGGGCGGGGUGGUGGCAGCGGUGGGGGUGCUGGUUGGAGCGAUGGCGGUGUGAGGGAGCAGCAGCAGGAUGAGAUGGGUGGUGCUUCCGAGUUGAAGGAGCUCCAUGAUGAUACCGCUUCCCUUACCACCUUCUCCUCCACCCUCACACCCACCCCCACCGCCAACCCCACCCCCAUCCUCAUUCCCGCCUCCUCGCCCCCCCUUUCUCUACACGUGCAGUUCCAAGACCUCUACUCCUCCCACCUCGCGCACAUCGCGCCGCCCUUCGCCUCGCACCGGGCCACGAGGGACAACGCCAUGGCGCUGCUCGCCCUGCACCCCCCGCCCGACACCCUCGCUGCCAUCUUCCGCGCCUGCUCCUCGCUCUUCCUCGUGCCCCUCACCCACCGCAUCCGGGCAGCUCUUGAGAUCUUUUCUGCCCACGGGCUGCCCGAGUCGCUGUUUCUGAGUGUUAUCCGGCGGGUGCCCGAGCUGAUUCUGGAUGCCCGGCUGGAUGACCAGGUGUUGCACUUCCUCUUCCUGCACCUCCCUCCCCCCACUGUCGCCAAGCUGCUGCACUCUGCCGCCUGCCGUGUCUUCCGCACGCCCCUGCCCUCCCUCCUGCUGCACCUUUCUGCAAUGCACUCUAUCCUCUCCCCCCCUCACUCCCUCCUCUUCCGCUACCCACUCGCCCUUCGCUUUUCUCCUGAGAUUCUCAAGCAGAGGCUUUCCCGAUUGGCUGAAAUUGUGCCGCUGACAGAAGCGCAGGAGGGGAUUGGAGCAGUGCUCUCCCUCGUGCGCAAGCAACCACACAUCCUCCACGCCAGAAGGGAAACCAUGCAGGAGGUGGUAACCACACUCACCACUCUCUUUGGCCCACAAGGCACCUCCUAUGUGCUCUCCCGCCACCCAGCCCUGCUCACUGUCUCUCCUCGGACAAUAGAAGAGGCCAUGUUCGCACUUAUCGACAUUUUUGGAGAGGAAGUUACCCUAGAUAUGAUUCAGCGCGAGCCGGGGAUUAUACAGGUCCGGCAUAGCACACUCCGGCCGAAGAUUGAUUUUAUUCUGGAGGAGAUGAUGCGCAGCAAGGAGGACAUCAGGGUGUGGCCAACCGUUCUGCUGCGCAGCCUGCCACGGGUGCUGGUGCCUCGGUACUUCCUGGUGACGAGGAAGGACCGCCAUGCUGCCAGGGUGCUGUCUUUGCCGUGCCUCUUCAGCAACUCUGACGUGCGGUUCAGAAGGAGAUGGGAGGUCAGUGAUGCGGACUGGAGUAAGGCGCUUAUGGUGGGGGAAGUCUGGGAAGCAAGGAGGAAGGAGAAGGGUGGGUUGGCCGGUGCAAAUAAGUGA
This is a messenger RNA of Closterium sp. Naga37s-1, 1896 nucleotides long. The record is from the annotation of a GenBank genome assembly. NCBI's taxonomy places the organism in Eukaryota, Viridiplantae, Streptophyta, Zygnematophyceae, Desmidiales, Closteriaceae.